Syngnathus typhle (broad-nosed pipefish) is the source of this 7120-nucleotide messenger RNA. RefSeq names its product DENN domain-containing protein 5B-like. Gene Ontology annotation, molecular function: small GTPase binding; guanyl-nucleotide exchange factor activity. The record is from RefSeq and is a predicted model, not a curated record. NCBI's taxonomy places the organism in Eukaryota, Metazoa, Chordata, Actinopteri, Syngnathiformes, Syngnathidae. The transcript has 21 exons. The coding region runs from base 208 to 3975 and encodes 1255 amino acids.
CCCGGCCAACCCUCACUAGAUGACCGUCGUACCAUCCGGUGCUUCUCCUCCACUAUACCAAUCGGAUCCUAACGCGAACGACGCCCUGCCAGUAGUCCGGGCAGGCGACGUUCCUCCGAAGCGAUCGGCUCGACCUGGCUAUGUGGAACCAGCAGCGAGACGCUUAGACCGAUUUCUACGUAUCUUUCUUUCUCCGUGUGACCGAGGAUGAGCACCAUCGCGACGGCUACCGGAUCGGCUUCUUGCCGCUUCGCCCACUACUUCGUCGUGUGUGGACUGGACCCGGAGACGGGCCUGGAGCCGGACGAUGGAGCAGGAGAGAGCUUUGAGCAGAGCCCCAUUCACCGGUCCUUCAAAUCUAGGGUUCUGGUCCACUACCCCGAGAGCACAGACAGGAACAUCUUCAAUAAGGAUGCAGUCAACACGCUCUGCAUGCCGAGGGGUCUUUCUUUCCGGACUCAGGCUGACCGCCUGGAGUCUCACUUCCACUCCUUCACCAUCGGAUUUGAAGACGGCUCGCGCUCCUACGGCUUUGUCCACACCUUCUACGAGGAGGUGACAGGUGCGCAGAUCAUCACAGCCAUGCAGACCCUUCACCGGAUGCACCACGUGGAGCAUCACUCCGCUUCCUCUUCUUCCGCCCCCUCGUCCGCUUCCUCUCCCUCCACUUCGAGCAUGGACUCGCUGGGGAGCAGCCUGGAUGAGUCUGACGGCGAGUCUCUAGCGGCCGGCAACGCCGCCGCCACCUGUCUGGGUUGCGCCGGCUCCUUCGACCCGUCUCAUGACACGCUGUACGUGUCCAAAGCCCUCUGCCUCCUCACGCCGCUCCCCUUCCUCGGAGCGUCUCGCCACUUCCUGUCUCAGCUUCACCAGGCCGUCGCCUCUCAAACGGCGCCACCUCUCCCGCUGGAAAGCUACAUUCACAACAUCCUCUACGAGGUGCCCCUACCGCCGCCCGGCCGCUCGCUGAGGUUUCACGGCGUGCAGGGCCCCAUCUUGUGUCAACGGCCCGGCCCCGGUGAGCUUCCUCUCGGGGAGUAUCCUCUGAGGGAAGCCUUCUCCUUGCUUGGCGUGGACAACAUGGUGCAGCUGCUUACAUGCUCCCUCCUGGAGACGCAAAUCCUGCUCUACUCUCAAGACUACCAGCGCUUGAUGACAGUGGCGGAGGGCAUCACGACAUUGUUAUUCCCCUUCCAGUGGCAGCACAUCUACCUUCCCAUCAUUUCUACACCUCUACACCACCUCCUGGACGCUCCUGUACCUUUCCUAAUGGGCAUCCAACGCAGGGAUGGCGCUCAGCGAGCCUCCCUCCAACUGCCUCAUGAGGCCAACCUUUGCUUCGUGGACAUUGACAACCACUGCGUGGACCCUCCAGAGGGUCUCCCUGCCUUUCCGGACCAAGCUGAGCUAGUGCGGGAACUGAGCGACAUUCUGCAGCAUUUUGGGGUCCCUCUGCAGGGAAGUGCUCUCACAAAGCCCACCCCGGCCUCCCCUCAACUGAGCAGCCUAGUCCUGGAGGAUCUGAUGGAGGACAGAAGGAACGGGAACCUCAGGGGAGAAGAGCUGGAAGCGUUAGAGAGGCUGCAGGCUCUGGCUUGGAGGUGCGGAGGAGACAAGUUAUCAGGCCAAGAGAAGACGCUGGGGCGCGUAUUGGAGGAAGAGGAGAAGGCUUUGAGUGAUGCGAAGAUGAACAUUCAACUAAGAGAGGUGUUUGCUGGACGAUUCGCUACAAUGUUUGGCCGCUAUGAGGAGUUCGUCAUCCACAGUGCACACGAUUUAGAUUCCUGGAUGAGUAAUCGAGAGGGAACGUUCAACUUCGACAAGGGUGCCUUCCUCUCAGCUCAGCCUGUGACCCACUUGCAUUUCCUAUCCCGCUUCCUGGAGACGUCUAUGUUUUCAUCUUUUGCCGACGGCAAGGUGAUCUCUCGCUGGGCUGACCGCGAGCCACUGCAACAGCUCUUUGACAGUCGCCUGGAAAGGGAGCGACUCUACGACACGGACCAGGCCGAGUCUCCCGGGAGUCGCUACAGGAAAUGCUCCACGCUCUUUGAAUCAGCUCAGGCCAUCGAGCGCAGGCUGCUGAAGGCCGACCACACCGCCAUACACCCUCACCUCCUGGACAUGAGGAUCGGCCAGGGUCGCCACCAGCCGGGCUACUUUCCCAAGCUGCAGGCAGAUGUCCUCAUACACUCCCAAAGCACCAAGCGGUCCAGUCGUGUCACACCAUCACGCAGAUCCGAUUCCUGGAGGACAUCAGCAGAGCCUGAUCCUGAGCAAAGACAGCAGAAGCACCCAUUGGUAAGAAAACACCUUAACCAUCUUAAAUUUCUGGACCUUUCGCCUCAAGUCAUCGCUCAGACGCACAGAGAGUUUGUUCAAGGGCUGCUGAACGAGUGUCGACUGAAGACCAAACGUAUGUUGAUGGAGAGGAUGGGAAAGGAGAAUGUGGAAGUGGGUCAGGGGGAGGUCAAUAUCACCGGCCUGCAGGAGAACACUCUGAUUCACGGUCUGUGCGACCUACUGGAGAGAACCUGGGGCCACGGUCUGCAGAUGAAACAGGGAAAGUCAGCUCUGUGGUCGCAUCUGCUUCAUUACCAAGCGGCUUUAGAGAAAACAGAGGUGCCUGCUGAAUCUCCAGGCACAGAGCAGAGAACAUAUGACGAUGGCGCUGUCCUUCAAAAAGGAUCCUUGGUACAAGAUAUGAGGUUUAUCCAGACGAUGAGUGAGGGAAUGUCUGAGGUGGCACAAGCCCGGGCCUGGAUCAGCUUGACUCUGGAGAAGAAGAUGCUCUCACAGCACCUUAAAGAGAUGCUUACAAACCAGGAGUUGCUUAGACAGCUAUACAAGCCUCACGCCUUCCUUCUCUGCGAGGAAGAAAGAGAACAGUUUCUAUUCCACCUUCUGUCGCUCAACACGGUGGACUACCUUUGCUUCACGCGCGCCUUUGCCUCCAUCAACAUUCCCUAUCGAGUCUCUAUCAUCCCCAUGAAGAAGCUGAGCAUCGCCAUGGCGACGGUCAACCCGUGGGUGUGUGUGUCUGGAGAAAUGGGAGAUUCUGGAGUGAGACAGAUCCCCAAGAAUACCCAGGAGAUUUUUUUCCAGUGUAAGAACCUGGGCCGACUGAGUACUUUGCAGCUGGGACAGGAGAACUCGGGCCUGCUUGCCAAGUGUCUCAUUGACUGUGUGAUGGUCUACAAUGAGAUCACGGGACACACAUACAAAUUCCCUUGUGGCCGAUGGUUAGGGAAAGGCGUGGGCGACGGCAGCUUGGAACGAGUCCUCAUUGGGCAGUUGGUGUCACCUGGUGGCGAGGAGGAUUUCGGAAGAUGGACCGGGACGCCGCCGGAGUUAGCUUCGCCUUCCCAGGGCGUACGCGCUGUGCUGGGAUCCCUUGGAAACAGGACGAGAGUGGUGUCUGUUGAAGUCCAUGAAGACAUGAGGGAGGCAGCUAAUAAUCUCGUCAAGCACUUUCACAAACCUGAACAAGAGAGAGGCAACUUGACCAUGUUGCUAUGUGGCGAGGGAGGCCUGGUUCCCUCUUUGGAGAAGUUCCUCCUCCAUGGCUUCAAGUCCAGUCGUCUUUUCCAGAGAAAUGUGUUUGUUUGGGACUUUGUGGAAAAGGCUGUGGUUUCCAUGGAGACGGCCGACCAGCCGGGCCACCCUCCGGGCUCAAUGCUGAUAAAGGAGCCGCCUUGCGACUUACUGUGCCACUAUGUCAACUCCAUCAGCGCUUCGCCACGAAACAUUGGCAAAGAGGGCAAAUUCCAGCUUUUGGUUUGCCUGGGAGUCAGGGACCGACUCCUUUCGCAGUGGCUUCCACUGUUGGCCGAGUGUCCCCUAACGUCUCGCACCUACGAGGAUGGCGCCUUGAUGCGCGACCGCUCUGCUGUGCACUCUCUCUCUCGCAUCCUGCACACGCUCAACGAGUUCACCGUCACGCUGGAGACUUCGCUGGUCAAGGGCGUGGCCCUCUGACAUCCCCUAACGGUGGUCACCCCUUCUGAACUUCUCAUUUGCUAUAGAAAUAUCUUUAAAAAAAUCCCCUGUGGACGGGAAAGAUGCCACGUGAGGUCCAAACUUGUUGCCCUGUAAAUGUCUUUACACACUGUACCUGCUUUGGGAUGUAGUCAGAUCCCCCUUGUGUGAUUACACUGUGGAGAAGAAAAAAGAAUAUGUGGACAAAAUUCAUCAAUUCCAACUUCACAUGGACAGACGGUCAGUGUUUAUUUUUUGCACCUCAUCGGGUGCACGCUCAGAAAAAAAGCGCAUAGUUGUUUCUUGUCAAAUGGCUGAUACCCUUGAAAAGACUACUUUUGUUCCUCUGACGCUUUACCUUUACAAUUUCCGCACAAACCUCACCUGAAAAAUUCGAGGCCUGUAAUAGUCAAGUGUCAAGGGGACAAGAAACUAACUGGGUAACACAAGACAGGUGACAAUUGUUACUGUUACGGUGACAAUAUGGUGGAAAACUUCAUUUAUCUCAGUGGUUCAAUUGAGGAAGUGAAACGUGUAGAAAAAUAUUGUGUGGCGUGUUACAUCGGCGAGUCUGCAUUUGAGUGGCAGAGCGUGAAUUGUGCUCAAAAGCAGCUGUUCUGUUCUGUUUUGCAAUUCUCUCUGUGUUCAAUUAACGGCUAAAAAGUGCAUUGAUCACUAGCUCUCCACUACUUGCAAAAGCAUUAUGCUAAGUAUACUACUUAUAAAUCCAUAAACCCAAAUGAUCACUUAAAAAUCAGAAGUUCUUAUCAUGUGUUUGGAAUUUUAACACAGUGAUUCUCAAAGUGUAUUACAAAAUAGAAACAUCGUCUAAGUACAGUUCAGUUGUAUUUUCAAGUUGAAUAGAUUUGUGAUUAAUAUUUAAGAACUGUCUGUUUUAAACAUUUAAAGAUUUAUAAGAAAAAAAUAUUCAUCUUUUAUGUGGAAUACAAUUGAAUUGAAUGAGAACAGUCCUUCAGUUCUCCAAUAUUUAAGUGCAGCGUUCAAACGGCAUAAUGCUACAAUCGCUUCCGAAAAUAUUACAUUUACUGUAUUUUCCGCACUAUUAGGCGCACCGAAUUAUAAGGCGCACCUUCAAUGAACGGCCCAUUUUAAAACUUUGUCCAUAUAUAAGGCGCACCGGAUUAUAAAGCGCAUAAAAUAGAAGCUAUACUGCAACAAACUGAGGUUGACUAGGGUUGCGGUAUGCAUCCACUAGCCAAUAACCAACGAGCCCUCUGUAAACAAUCGCGUUUCUCAAACGAUUUCCUAUAAAAUGAUCGGAACUGACUAAAGUUCGAUCUAACGCAUUGGUACUGCUUACCUAUGUUUCCCUUCCAUAUCAAUCCGUAAAUGUACUCGAAACAUUAACGGAGCAGCCUAUUUUGAAAUGAAAUAGCCUCGCGGGUACAACAGCUAUUCGGUGACGCCCCCUGACUACAGUUGCCGUAAUGUUGGGAAGCGAUGCGACCUUGUAAUUUACUAGUCGUACUAAAACGUACUGAAACAAUUUGGCAGAGCACUGUGUACAACCAGUAUGGAUCAACAAAUUCAUCAAUUGAUCCAUAUAUAAGGCGCUCUGCAUUAUAAGGCGCACUGUGUUUUUUUUUUUAGUAAAAUGUAAGUUUUUAGGUGCGCCUAAUAGUGCGGAAAAUACGGUACUUUUUAGGAGUAAAGCCUGUAUUUUUUGCACUUGUUAGUUGGUGUAAACUGUUUGUCAGUCACAGGUCAAACAUGAAUUUCACUUGAACUACUGAAAUAAGUGAACUUUUGGACUAAAUUUUAUUUCGUAAUAAGAUGCACCUAUACACAGAUAAUAAUCCUAUUUUGCCUUGAGCGUGUACUUACCCCUUUCAGUGUUUACUCCCCUCCUACUCUUGUUGCUUGCACUCUGUUGACUUAUAACGAAACACAUGCAUGGCCAAUCCAUUUGUUUUGUCGCUAUAGUGUAUUGUGAUGCCAACUAUCAGGACUUGGGCCUUAUUUACUUAUUUCGACACUUUGUUCCCCUGUGUUGUGGUAUGUUAUGAUGCUCUUGUUCUUAUUAUAUCGGUGCUGUUAACUUCACUUUUUUGUGUUGAUCAGACUCUGAAUAUUCCAGGUCCACUUCCUUUCUUGUAAAUAUGGUUGCCUCAUCUAAUAAUCUCUCAAUAUUGUGACAUGUUUUCCAGUUAAAAUACAUCAUUCUUGUGUCCAAACUGUAGAUUCUGAUCCUGUGUAUGGUGGUCCUACUGUUUGUAUUAUACAUGAAAGUGAGAGCGCCAGCUGGUAAAAACCACAAAAGUAUUAUACAGUGUUCCUCUUUUAUCAGAAGGAUAUAUUUUGCAACUUUUGAAAACAGUUUUCCAUCCUCCCCGAUAUUUGAAACAUAUUUAAAUGAAUCCAAACGCAAAAAUAUUCUUUAGCGCCUAUUCUCACGCUCUUUCUGUCAAGGAAUCACUUUGGGGAAAAGGACUGGUUUGAUUAUUAAAAUGCAAAGUGUGCAGUUGAAAUCUACAGUAACUAAAAAUGACGACAUAUUGAACAUUAAAAAUGUUCACCCAAACCAUAUCAUUUCAUCUGCAACUAGCCAUGGAUGUUAGUGGUUAUAACUUUUCAAGCAACUCCUUUCAAACACGCAGACAAGCAACACAACACAACAUACAGGCUUAAUUGAGAGCUUAAUUGCCCAAGUCAUUUUUCAGCAUUUUUAGAAAACAAGGAGAGCUCGGUUGUCUUAGUUUACUUUUGCACAAAAAUAAAGAAAAAACAGGAAGCUAAGACUAACUAGCAAUUUUACUUUUAAGUUUAAUUUGCGACAUUCUCUACCUCUUAUUCUUGCUGUUAAUUAUGUUGUAUCUCUUGAGAAGACCUCCAUUCUGACCGGCAUGUUGUGGAACAAUGGGGUACUAGACCGAAGCCUAAUUCAGAUUUGCUUGGGUCCUGUAAAACUGCCUAAAAGCGCUUGCAAAAAUAUCUGUGAUACAGCGGUGGUUCCCUGUAUUGCAUUUCAUUUACCAGUUAGGAAAUGCUGUCUUUGUCCUGCACUGCCCCGCCAGCACUAUGUAACCCAGCCUCUAUUGUCAUUUAAAUACAGAUUAGAGAGAGCAAUAAAUGAAGGUUAUUUAUGAAAAUGUGACGUCACAGAUUAAAGUUACUAAUGAAACAA